Zonotrichia albicollis (white-throated sparrow) is the source of this 11053-nucleotide messenger RNA. The record is from RefSeq and is a predicted model, not a curated record. Lineage: Eukaryota; Metazoa; Chordata; Aves; Passeriformes; Passerellidae.
AUGGAGAGUACCAGAAACCAGGCCACACCAGUCUCUGAGGACACAUCAGCACCCAAGGCCCAAGUAAAAAGUGUCCCUUUUGUGCUGCAAACCUCUCCUGGUGUCAGGCAACAGCAUGUCAACGAUGCUCCUUCUACAGGAUCUUUUCCUAACUGGAGAUCUAUCCUAUCACCAACACGGCCUUCCACAGAAACCAAGUCCCCCUCAAUAGCUGAUCUUUCCCUGGGACAGACUUUGGAGAACGCAGACUUGCUUCAGAUGAUCAGGACAACGCUGACUGGUGCCCGUGCCAGGACUUUGGAUCAGAUGCACCUGUCGCCCUCCCUGUACCAGGGCAGUGGGAGCAGUGCGCCCCAGGAACCCGCUGAGGUCUCGGCCGAGUCGCCUCUGAGGCCGUCGUCUCACGAUGCAGAUGACACAGCUGCUCUAACAGUGUUAUCUGGAGUAUCUUCUGGUGCAAUACCUACAGUAGAAACUUCAGAAGCAAAACCACUAACAAGAAAAUCAUCUCCAGCUUCAACAGUGCCAGCUUCUUCCUUCUUUUCUCUAGGCACUGAAAACACCCCUUUGCCAUCUGUGAUGGCUUUAAGCACACCGAUCCUGACACUAACAAAAAAUAACACUGCCACAAAACUGGCACCGGAUCCGAGCUCAGUAGGAACACAGGCAGAUUUUCCUUUUGCAACAAGAAAUGUGACUGCAUCACCUCUGGACAUGCCAGCUCUGCUCAUAACCCCCAAGAGCAGCACGGCCACAGCUUCCACACUCGCACCCACAGCCCACGUACCAAGGCAGAUAGAAACAACAGUAACUGACACUCAGAAGUUCCCGAGCUCAGACAUCACCAAAAGGCCAACCCCAUCCCCACUGACAAUGACAGCAGCUUUGACAUCUAUUACAGCAUCAGCGAAAACAACUAGGCUCCCCCCUCCUGCCGUGGAACUCAGCCCUGCUCCUCCCGGCACCACGGCAGCCGCCGCUUUCGCUAACAUGACGGCAGCUCCCUCCCUGGAUUGCCGGCUCUCUGCCAACAUGAUGGUGAAAACAGUUCUCUUUCUGAACACAAGGAGGAUGAUGAUCAGCAAUGCCUUCAGGGAGAGUGUGAGAAAAGGCCUCAACCAAGUGCUGAGACAAGCUUUCAACCAGAAUGUCAGUGCUCAGGUUGAAAUCCUGGAGCAGUCGAGUAACCUGACCGUGGGUUACUAUGUCACACGAGGCAGGCUGGUUUUCACGCCGGCUGCCGUCGCCGAGAAGCUGCUGGCCUACGGCCUGGCCAACGCCACGGCCGACAUGAAGCAGCACGUGCCACACCUGCAGGCCCUGGUGGCCCUGGCCCUGCCCUGGCAGCCCCUGCCCGCCUACCACUUCCAGCUGAAGACAGAGCUGCAGUUUGUGGGUCAAACAGACAACAUUCAGUCGUGCAAAUUUGUUCAGACCAUGGAACAGCGGCUCCAGAGAGCAUUCCAGGAUGCUGAAAGAAAGGUCCUAAACACCAGCAACAACUUAACUGUUCAGAUUUUGAACACCUCCAAUGUCUCCCAAGCUGUCACUCUGUUUUAUGUAGUGAAAAAUCAAAGCACAACUCUAAAUGGCACUAUUUCCAGCAACCUUCUUAAUCAGCUGUCAGCUGAGCUGGUGGGUUUCUACCUCACCUACCCACCUCUCACCAUUGCUGAAUCUUUGGAGUAUCCAAACCUUGAUGUCUCGGAAUCAACUAGAGACUACUGGGUGAUAACAGUGAUCCAAGGGGUGGAUAUUGCUUUGCUGGGGCUCAACAACCAGAGCUUUGCCAGGCUGAUGGAGCAGCGCUUGGCCCCGCUGUUCAUGAUGUCCCACCAGCAGGGAAGGCGCUUCAGACGUGCCACCACCGUGGGCAGCUACACUGUGCAGAUGGUCAAAAUUCAACGGAUUCCAGGACCCAAGGAGCCAGCUGAACUGACAUAUUACACUUUAUACAACGGGAAGCCUUUGCUGGGCACUGCAGCUGCCAAAAUUCUGAGUACCGUUGACUCGCAGAGGAUGGCCUUGACCCUGGGCUAUGUCAUCCAAGUUCAAGCUGAUCCUGUGGUGAAGAACCCCCCAAACAACCUGUGGAUCAUUGCAGCCGUGCUGGCUCCCAUCGCGGUGGUCACCGUCAUCAUCAUCAUCAUCACCGCGGUGCUCUGCAGGAAGAACAAGAACGACUUCAAACCAGACACCAUGAUGAACCUGCCUCAGAGAGCCAAGCCAGUGCAAGGCUUUGACUAUGCCAAGCAACACUUGGGCCAGCAGGGAGCUGAGGAUGAGGUUUUACCUGUGACUCAGGAGACUGUCAUCCUUCCACUUCCAGUCAGAGACGCUCCUGCCUCCCAGGAGAGGGAAACAACCCAGGAUGGGAGCACCAUCAAAACUGCCAAAUCCAACGAAACAAGGAAAAGCCGCUCCCCGAGCCAGAACGGCUCCAUCCUCAGCAAUGGGUCGGGAAAGCCCAGCUCCAGCCGGAGCUCCCUGCAGAAAGUGAUGGCACCGCAGAAAGCGGCAAAAGACGAGGGCAGGAAAAGGAACGUGGCCGUGAGUGAUGAAGAGGAAGGAGGGAUUCUCUUUGACAAUGUGGCCAAAUCUGCCGUGGACCCCUUCGACACCUCCUCGGGCUCAGUGCAGCUCAUCGCCAUCAAACCCGUGGCCCUCCCUGCUGUCCAUGCUGCCUCAGAGAGGAGCCAGGAGUCUGCCAUCACCAAUGGGGAGGUGAACAAGGCUUUGAAGCAGAAGUCUGAUAUAGAGCACUACCGCAACAAGCUGCGCCUGAAAGCCAAGAGGAAAGGGUACUAUGAUUUCCCACAGGUUGAUAACAGCAAGGCACUGACAGACAGAAAAAGGAUGUAUGAGAAAAACCAGAAAGAACUUGACCAUAUUUUGGAUCCAGAUGCAGAUGUCUCAUCUCCAUUUGCUGAACCUAAAAACAGGCAGCCCCUGAAGAACUCAGUGUACAGAAGCAGGCAGUCCCUGAACAGUCCCAGCCCAGGGGAAACGGAGAUGGAUCUGCUGGUGACUCGAGAAAGGCCGAGGCGUGGCAUCCGGAACAGUGGAUAUGAUUACUCCGAGGUGGUGACCAGUGCCCCCGGCACCAUGAGCCGGCCGCGGGCGGGCGUGCAGUGGGUGCCCACCUACAGGCCAGAAAUGUACCAGUACAGCUUGCCAAGGCCCGCUUAUAGAUUUUCUCAGCUUCCUGAGAUGGUAAUGGGUUCUCCUCCCCCUCCUGUCCCUCCCAGAACUGGUCCUGUGGCUGUUGCCUCUCUCAGGAGGUCUACAUCAGAUAUUGGCAGCAAAGUGAGAAUACCUGAGUCCAGUGGAGCAGAUCAGGCCCAGCACCAUGACCAGACACCUUUUGCACCGGGUUCCAGAGCUCCCAUGUCUGUCGGUCCACUCGAUCAAUCUGCUUUUCACUCAGGAAAUACGGUACCAGCAGUGUUUGCCAUUCCAGCAAACCGACCUGGCUUCACAGGCUACUUCAUCCCAACUCCUCCCACUGCCUACAGGAACCAAGGCUGGAUGCCCUAUGCUGGAGAGAACGAGUUGCCAGGGCAGUGGGCAGACUCUGUGCCCCUGCCUGGCUACAUCGAGGCUUACCCGAGGCCCCGCUACCAGCACAACUCCCCCUCGAGGCUGCCCAGGCAGUACAGCCAGCAGGGCAGCCUGCACCCCAGCCUGGAGCAGGCCCCGCUGGCCUCCGCCGCCGCCUCCCAGCACAGCCUGGCCGACAACGACCCCUCGGACGCGCCGCUCACCAACAUCUCCACGGCUGCCCUCGUCAAGGCAAUAAGGGAAGAAGUGGCCAAGCUGGCCAAGAAGCAGACAGAUAUGUUUGAGUUCCAGGUCUAAUGUAUCUUCUGUGCACGGUGUUUGUGUCGUGUGACCUGGGGAAGCCAAGAAAGCAGCUUCUUUAGUUUUCGGCAGCAAACUUUCUGUGAAUUGUGCCAAAGCGAUGGCGUUUUAAUCUGUCUGAAAAGUCAACACUAUGAAAUGACUUAAAGCAGAGCAACAGGGCUCUGAAGACAUGAAAUUCCGCUUUCCAGCUAAGGAAAAGCUGCCAGGAAACUGUUUCAUACUGAUGAGAUCAACCAUAUGCAAUUGUUUGUCACUUUGCUCUCGUAUUAUGACCCAUCCUCACUAAAGAUGCUGCUGAACAUGUCUGUGCCACAAGAAGUUCCAUUUACGGGCCCAGAGGCAGAGCUGCUGAAAAUAACUUCUGCAUGCCAAAACUUUGAUAAGAGAAGAAAAAACCUGCAGAACAGGGUUUGCUGGAGGCCACGGCUGGCGUGGCAGUGGCUGUGUUAAUUGUUUGCUGUGGGACAUUGUAUAAGGGGUGCUGAUUUCAGCAAUGCAGAGUCAUUUCAGCCUUUUCAUCCCAGCCACUGUAUUCAAACCAAAAGAAUUCAACACAAUUAAGUAAUACAAAUAAAAGUCCUGUACAUAGCUCAGAGUCUCUUCAUCCUAUUAACAGUGCAAAGAAGUGAAAGAAGAGAGGACUGUAGAGAAGGUGAAUGACAUUUCCAUGAUUGGUGGCUACCUUGUCAUUCAGUGCCACUGAUGAAUUAUGGAGGAGAUUUUUUUUUCAGCGUGAAAGAAUACAAUGCAUGAAGAGCCAGCAAAGGACAUUGGUGCUAAAAGCUUCCCAGAUAAAUGAAAAAAGGUUUUUCCUGUUUGCUCUAUAAUCGGGCUUUUCACUCUGAAUGCAUGUGAAGCUGGUAAACCUGAGACCUUUAAAUCCUUCCAACCUGGAAAAAUGAAUACACCUGUUUGGACAGGGAAACCUCUGUUCAACACAGUGCUUUUUUCCCUCUUUCUUUAGCAAUGCUAUCUACUAAAGUGAUGCCAGAAAGUGCUACCUGAAGCUGCAGUUGAUUUUGAUUGCGCUGGCACGGUGAAUGCGCACCCAGGAAGUUCUGAAUGUAGAGGACCUAAUUACUAUAUUAACAUGUAAAUAAGUUAACAGCUACAUGGAUUAACAAAAAUAUGAAUGUUCUGUGAAAAAGAGAGCAUUGCCAGAAAUGAUGUUGACUUCAUAUUGUGCAAGAUAAGGGUCACUGAUUGUUACACUGCGUUGUGGUAGGAAUCCAAUCCCAAAAGAAAAUCAAACCACUUGGGAUGGAACAGUAGUUAACAUUUUGCAGUUGUACAAACUAGUUGGAGAUAUGAACAGUUGUUUUCAGUUCCUUCAGCAAUUAGCUUCAGGAACUGAAGUUGUUGCAAAAUUUGUUGUGUUGGGCGUGUUUGAUGUCAACUGGAGUUAAAGGUAAUGUCCUUCAUUUCAGUGGGUUAUUUAGUUAUCCUCAAUUACUAUUUUGUCUGAUCAUUUCAUUUCUCUGAGUUUCUUUGGUCUUAACUGAUGUGAGAAAGGGAACUUGGUUUAGCUUUUUUGGCCAUCAGUAAAUUGAGAGAAGGAGAAAGAAGACUAGAAUAGGGGAUAGAAGAAGAAAUUGAUGAAGCACAAACUUUUAAAGCAGAGCUAUUUUUCCCCUUAAUAAUUAUACUGCAAACCCUGAGACUGUGAUGCGUAAUUAUCCUAGAAUAUACAGACAUCCUCUGCUCCAAUACCUUGAAUAUUGCAGAAGCAUUUGGAAUGAUAGCUAAUCUUUCAAUAAAUGUGAAAUUUCAUUUUUAUUAUUUAAAAUCAGAUAUAAAUAAAAUGUAUUUUUGUAAUUUCUAUGUAUAUAUUUGCUGUAUAUUUAUAUAAGUGACUAGUCUGCUAUAGUCAGAAAAUUUCCAUAAACUAAGUGGAAAAAGAAAAAAAAAGAAAGAACAAACCCCUGAUAAUUUUACUGAUCAGUAUAAACAUGCUAUGUCUGGAGUACACAAAUAUACAAUUGGUUGACUUGGAUACUAAACAACCAAAGAAACUCAAUUUUUCCCAUAAAUGCAAGUCUAUAAAGGCUGACUGCUGUCUCAGUUACCUGUCAGCCAGGUACUGCUGAUAUUAUCAGUGUAAUACAACACAGCCAAAUUGGGUUAAAUGAAUAGCUGGCUAAGAGCAUCACACUUUAAGAAUAACAACUGAAAAAUACUGGGCUAAACUCAGGCUACCACAGAAAGACAGGUUCUGGUUGGCUUCAGUGGGAAUUUCACUCACUGACAGCAGGGUUUAUUUUCUCUAUUGGGCUUUGUCUAUAAAAGCAAAUUUCACUAGAUCCCUCAAACAGAAUUCUGUUUAUUUUUCAGUCAGUUGGAUCACUGUAACAUGAGUGCAGACAUAAUGGAAGAGCAGCUGAUUUUAUUUAGCCUCACCUAGUUCACAGCUGCCUUGGGCUAACCUGGGAAGUGAAACCUACACCAGGUUGUGCCAGCCACAUUCUGCAUCAGCUUUAUUAUCAGUUUUUGAAUGAUUCUUCUACUAAGCCCAGUGAAAUUUUGCAAGGAAAUGGCUCCUUCUAAGCAAUGGGGGUGAAAUGUGCUGUGUAAUAAAUUUCUCUAGCCAGUUUUGCAGAGUUCUCCUGAAGCUGAAAUUGUGCGAGCAGCCAGGAUCCCAUGGAUGAGCACGCUGAAGCCAUAGAGGUGGGAAGGGAAAUGUAACAGUGUAUUCCCAAAAAAGUCACAGGAAGCAGGGCAUUCCAGUUUUAAACAGCAUCUUUUGGACACUUAACUCUGUUUGUAAGUCUGUUCCCAUUCUUAAAUUGUGGCAAUUUAGUAGUUCUAUUAAAAAUGUGCGAGGGUAAAGUCUCAUACAUUUUACACAAUCAUCUUGUAUCUUGCCACACUGGAAACUAAAAAUUUUGGAAAAUAUAGAGAUGUCCAGGGUUUGGAUGUCUGUAGAAAAUGGAAAACCCCUGAGCAAAAGCAUUUAAAUAGCCUUCUAGAAAGAAAAACCAUUUCAGUAUAGUUAAACAAAGUACUCUUCAUACUUCUGAUGAAGACCUGUUAGAGAUUCAAAAUUUAUUUUGUCUGGUAUUAUUAUGGAUGAUGUGCAGUCUACUGAAUAUUUCCUGAAUCAUCACUCUGAAACCAUUUUUGUGCACUUUAUUCAGAAAACCAUCUUACAUUCUUCAUUCAUGAUGCCUUUUUAUCCUGUUUGUAAUAUGUUUCUGUAAUUUUUUUUUUAAAUAUCAAGUCAGAUUAUAUCAAGACAGGACAUUGCUGGGAAAGAAAAAUCAUGCUGUAAUAUUUAUACUGUCUGAGCACAAAGCAAUGAUAAAGUGAAAAUAUAGUGUACAAAUAAUUUGUAAUAUAAUAAACAUUUUGUAUGGCUAUGAGUACAAUAUAGUUUUUCAAUACUGAUUUCAAAGAAGAAAGUAUUUGUGUUUAAAGUGAUAAUCUUGUCCAGAUAUAUCCAUACCAUUUUUACUGAGAAAAAAGUAGUAAUUUAGUUUUUUCUACUCAAUGCCCCAAUUUUCUUUAAAGAUAUGUUAAAUGUUAAGGUGAAAGUACUGUUUACUGUGCACACAAAAUCUUGAUGUUCUGACCACUGUCUGUCUUCAGAUUUGUAAAUCAUCAGUAGAAACAGUUGCAAACAAAACGACAAAAAAAUUCCUUCUUGGUUUGUGUGUCCUGACCACUUUCACUUGGAAAAACACUUGUGACAUUUAUUAGCAUCAGUAGAACAGUAAAAGGAUAAAAGGGAACUUGUUGGCAGUAAUUUCUUGACUUGUUGAGAGUCAUUUCUUGACAUAUAAUCUGUGUUGGAAACUCUAGCACUCAGUCUGGAAAUAUGAGUAAUAUUUUUAUGUCAUAAUACUGUGAGUAGAACUUGAUAGAGGUGCAUGCAAGCCCUGUAUAUAGAAAUGAGGGUAUUAUCUUAAGCUGUGAUAAUUUCUUUUUCAGACUCUCUUUGAAAGAGACACAUAAGAAGUGUGAGGUAAAAAUGAGAGGCAGGUAGAAAAUGCAACAUUGGGCUGAGUGACAGAAUUGUUUUGUUUAAGGGCUGAUAUGUACCAAGCUGACCACAGUUUCCAUUACAUUUGAAGAUGUCUGAUUGCUAAUGAAUUAAUGGCAUUUAAUCUAUUUUUUUAGCCCUGCAUUGCCAGUGUAAGAGCUGACUGCCAGCCUCUAGAAGUCAGAGGGAGCUUGAAAGCAGCAAGUUUUCUGAGCUCACUGCAUUUUGCUGCCCCUGUUCAUCCUGUGCACAUCCCAGCAGUUCCAAACUCUGUGUCCAACCAGUUUUUGUCCUGCUCUUGAAUUUCUUAUACACUAACAAAUCCCAGUGGCUUCCCAGCCCACACUGACAUGAAAUGGCAGAGGGACAGGGAUCUUGCAUGUUGCUCACACAUACUAGAAAAUGCAGCUUUCCCUUCACGGGUUAAUUUUUAACUCCAGGAAUGAGCAGCAGAUUUCUUUUUUUGUUUAUCAAAAGAAUUCAAAGUUUUUUAAAUUUUUUCUUCUCAUUUUUUAAGGAGAAGAAUACUCUCUGAGAAUGCUUUUUUUGAACUUUUGCCUUUCUCUCAGAAAUAAGUAAUGCAAAACUCAACUUGUGGAAAUGAGAUUUAUAUAUAGAUAGGUAAAGAAAUUGCCUACUGACUUGCUCUUUAAAAAUCUUUUAAGAUGACCAAGUCAUAAAGGCAAAGCUGGUCAAUACUGCAGAUCCUCUCCUGAGAAUAACUGCAUUGCACAAAGUGGUUUAGGUGCCGAUUUUAAAAAUAGUUGAAAUGCUCCCAAAUCAUAUAAUAUUUCAUGCUUUUAAAAUCGCUUUAAGACCAUAUUCUGAUGAAUAAGGUAUCAUAUUCAUGCGUAUCUAUAUAUCUGUGUGUCAAAAAAUAUUUAAAUAUUUUUUCAAAACUAGUUCUAUUUGUCCAUCAAUUUGUCCCCAUCCAUUUCAGGUUCCUUAAGGGGUAGAGAGGUAGUAAUGAAGAGAUAAAUCUCAGAGUUGUUCUGUUAUGAAGCUCAUGGAAGAGGAGAAAUGGGCUUUAAAUAGUUAGGUGGUCAAAUGUAUCAUUGAUGUGUUGAAAAUAAUUACAAGUGUCAUGAGGAGGUGUUUCAGGAGUUUGAUUUUCUUUUUCUUUUUUUUGAAUUUGUUAAAAAUAAUUCUUGUUUUAGGAAGUUUGACUUCAUGAAUUUUCCACACUCAAUUCAUAACCAAGGAGUAAGUUGUUACUAUAUUGCAGUCUGUAAAUAAUUUUGUAACUUUAGAAAUUCACAUUUAGCCACUGGGCAAUAAUGGGUGCAAAGGACUGUAAAUCACAAAGAAAGAUGAUUACACUGAGUGCAGUAUUUAGAGAGGAGGUGAAUUUCUCUUCCAGAGUAUUCCCUCUUCACUGGAGCCCAGAGCAUUUCUGUGCUGUGUAAACCAGCCCAAACACUGGGGCAUCAGUUAAGGUCUUGUGUAUCUGGUAAGGAGAUCUGGAUGUAAGUAAAACUGAAAUUUAUUCUUUAUCCUUGUCUUUAUCUCAUACUGUCCAUGCUGCAAUGAGGAAAAAACCUGAACACUUUUUUUGCAACAAACAAAUUUUAAUAUUUCCUUCUGUGACAAAUUGACUGGGAAGGCUUUUUCAUUUCAUCUUGCUGCUGACUUCUGCAAGCUGUAUUCAACGUCAUACUUGAUAGAAAAAAAAUGAGAGUAAAGCCAAGGAUUUUGGAAAAUAUGAUAGAACCCAUCUUGCUGAGGCUUAAAUUUUGAUGCAGGAUUUAGCAACCCAACAGAAACAGCUCAGGCCUAACAACAGGGCAGUUCUUUGAAUUCAUCAGAAAUCAUGUUUGUCCAGCACAGAUAUUCUUAUGCUUUUUGACUUUUUCUUUUCAUUUGAAGUCUUCCCUGCCAUUGCUGUGCAUUCUGAAUAUGAAUUUGACAUGUUGUACACUAAGAAGUGCACUGUUUACCUCGCUGAUAGCUGGUGUGACAGAAGCAGGAACCAACACAGGACAGAAUUUUUAAACAGCCAUGGCCCUGCAUGGCUUCAGCCCACGGUGUGCUUUGUGUGUUCUCCUUUUAGUGUUGAGGCAAACCACAGCUACAGGUAAAUUUUCUGCUGCAAGGUUUUGUUUACUGGCAAUUUUUUUGGGUUUUUUUUUUGUGUACUGGCAAAACACCUGCUCCCUUCAAGGAGAACAGGGCUGAGCAGUAACCCCCCCAAUAAAUUAGCCAUCACAAGUGUCUUAAAACUGUGCCAGGAGAGGAAGGAUGCUAUCUGGUUAUGGGUGGCUGGAAACUGGGAGAUGGGAGGUCAGUUUGCUGCUCUUCAGGAUUUUGGAUUUGUCCAAAAUGUGACUGUGCCUCAGUGUCCCAUGUGUAGGGCAGGGUGAAGGAACUGCCUCUCCUCACUGCUCUGCUGAAACUCACACCUGGACUGCAGUGGCUACUUUGAUAAGAAGCACCAUUUAUUACUUCAUGGAGCUUUGGGAAUUGUUCAGGACUAUAAAGUACCUAUUCCUAUGGUAGCAUUUCAAUAAAUGUGAAUUUACAAGGGAAAAUAAAAAACCUCUUGAAAAUAUUUCAGUAUGUUCUAGGAAGCCUUUCCAAUAACAACCUCUACACUUUUUUACAGAGAUUUACAGAAUUUAUAUCAAUAAACUGUCUCACUUCCCAGGCAACAGAUCUCACUUUCCAAGGAAAUGAACUUUUCUUACAUCUUUGAACGAUGGAAAGGACUAGCUCUGCAUGAUUACAAAAAUCCAUGUUAUCUUUGGUGUUCACAGCUUGAUUCAACUGAAUUGUAAUGGCUGUGUCUGUGAAACUUGCUAAAAAUUUAUGAGUAUUUCAGCUGUAAGUGGGAAAAUUAAUUUUCUGAAGCGGCAACAUUGAGAGCAAAUUUAAAGCUGAGUCUAGGGAUUAAAUCAAGAGAAUAAGAAAUAAUUAAAAUUUUAUACUAUGCAAUCAGAAGGAAAAUCUCCAAGACCUGUUACUUAAAACUACAUGCUGAUGGUAGAAUUUUACAUAUGACUGAAAAGGGGGGAUUUAAAAUGUUCUGGGCCAUUACCAAAUCCCUAUGUUUUUACUCUGAGCCAUAGGGUGAUUCUAGAAAUAAAGCUUAUGAGUACAUAGAAUAGUUCCUUUCAUGUUAGUGGCUAUAGCUUAGCUGAAGUUGUACAUGUGUUUUCCUUGGCAACUUUGCACAUGAAAUAAAAUAUGUCUUAAAAUCUGUGUUGCUACUUA